Messenger RNA from Myxocyprinus asiaticus (Chinese sucker), 6754 nucleotides. Its product is annotated as SH2B adapter protein 3-like. Gene Ontology annotation, molecular function: transmembrane receptor protein tyrosine kinase adaptor activity. Gene Ontology annotation, biological process: intracellular signal transduction. Gene Ontology annotation, cellular component: plasma membrane. The transcript has 8 exons. The record is from RefSeq and is a predicted model, not a curated record. Lineage: Eukaryota; Metazoa; Chordata; Actinopteri; Cypriniformes; Catostomidae. Bases 108 to 2069 code for a protein of 653 amino acids.
CGGCUCCUUCCUGAAAGUUUACGCAGGGCUGUAGUUGCACGCAUCCAUCAUGACAGAGAAAGUAACGGACAUUUGGGCUGUGAUUUUCUGCUGUACUGGUUACUGCAAUGAAUGGUAACACUGUCCAGCAGACCACGAGCACUGCACCAUCCGUAGCACCUCCUUGUGGAUGGAGGGAGUUCUGCGAGUUGCAUGCCAGCACCACAGCCCGAGAACUUGCCCAGCACUACCGGCGCUUUGUCCGAGAGCGGCCGGUGCAGGAUGUGGUCCCUCCGGAAAAUUUCUCCAAGCAGUUCAGCACCCUGUUCCAGCAACACUUCAGCUGCGAGGUGGCUAAAGAUGCAGAACCCACCCCACAGCCACUGCCUCCACCCACAUUACCGGCCAUGACUGGCCGCUUACGCAUUACUUCCUUUUCAGGUGUGCUGGAUUACCGGGAGUCCAUACGGCCAGGAGUCGCACCUCUAGUUGCCGUCUUGGCACCCAAACCAGAUACUGGGGGCAUCGCUAGGGAACAGGAGCAGUUGUUGCGGUGCUCUCCUGCAGACACUAAACACCGAACUCGGCAUCACAGCCAGGAAGACGAACCCCCUGAACGCCGGACUGGGUCCGAACGGUAUACGCCCCCAGCAUUGCCUUUCCCUUCCCAUAGCGAAGUAACUCAUUUUUCUGUCAGUCGCAUUCGAGAAAGUGUGUGCCGACUCUUCAAGAAAUUUCCACAACUUAACGAGCCCUCAAGGGACAACUCAGUCCAAGGGGGUGGACCCUUGGCGACUGUUGAGUUCACCUCCCAGUCGCCACCUCAGACUGCACAGGUACCUGCCCACCGUACCUCACAGCGAGGUGCAUUGUGGAACCACUGGAGUCGGUUACGGACUGUGAGACGCAGGCAGGAAACAGGAAGUGUUUGUAAGGAGGGCCAGCUGCGAUACCUGAAGGUGGAUGACACUAUCUCAGACAGGCCCCCGUAUUGGUUGCGUUGCCGCCUGCUGGUCAGGAGGGCCAGCGAGCGGUACCAGCUAGAGCUCUAUGAUCCACCUAAGGAAUACAAAACUCCAAAGCUUACCGUACACUGUUCAGACAUCCAGGAGAUUCGACGAUGUAAUCGACUAGAGAUGCCAGACAACAUGAACACGUUUGUCUUAAAGGUUACUGGUCAUUCAGGUAGUUUUAUAUUCGAGGCAGACAAUGAGCAGCAGGUGAGCUCCUGGACCACAGAGCUCAGAGAGUGCAUUAAUAGCAGGUCAGAUUGUGUGGAUGGAGAAGUGUUUCCGGUGAGUGAUUCUCUCAGUGCCGCUCGCAGAGGGAGCACAGAGCCGGGCAGCCAGGGUUCUCCAGGAUUUGCCCUUGCUGAGCACGGCUACAAUAAAACAGAUCACUUCCUGUUCUCUUACCCAUGGUUCCAUGGGCCCAUAUCGCGCGUGCGGGCUGCCUACCUUGUACAGCAUGCUGGGGUCAGUGGUCAUGGGAACUUCCUGGUGAGACAGAGCGAGACACGGAGGGGAGACUACGUCCUCACGUUUAACUACCAGGGCAGAGCAAAGCAUUUGCGCCUGUCUCUAACCGAGCGGGGUCAGUGUCGCGUGCAGCACCUGCGUUUUCCAUCUGUCACGGACAUGCUAAGUCAUUUCCGCAACUGUCCGAUCCCACUGGAAUGCGGAGCAGCAUGUGAUGUUAUGCUGGCCAAUUACGUGCGGGUAAACCCCACACACACAGGUCAGAGUUCAGCUCUUGGCUCUCCAGUACUGGUGCCCUUCUCUCGGUGGAGUUCUGAGCCGAGUCUUGCUCACUGGAGCCUGGAUUCAUAUCCUCACUCCGGCCCCUCCGUGGCCCAGUCCUGUUCACCCCAAUCAGCGUUAGCCCCAGCCUUACACCACAUACCCCCCUCACUUUUUGACCGGCCUGUUCCCGUACCCCUGCGCCGGAGCGAGUCGGUGGGUCGCAGAAACCUGCUCCGCCACCCCAACCCCCUCCCGCCCCUACUGCCCAACCGGGACUCUGACUACGAACUAGAGCCGCCCGACAGGGGGCGCAAAAGAGCAAUCGACAACCAGUAUAUGUUCUUCUGAAAGAGACUGAGAACAGGAACAAAAAAGACCACAGAUGAAAAACGAUCCCGGACUUUUGCCUGGAUGGAGAGCGUAUGUUAGCCAAACAGCGAUCUCAAAGAGAAAAGAGCACGAAUUGUGCAAGAGCAAGGUGAGACUUGCAGUAGAGGCAGGUGUCUGUUAGUGAAUGACGCUGCCAGGCAUUUAACCCUGCCUUUCUUAGAGGCCUACCAGCUGUCUUCCCCAUGAAUGUAUUAUACAGACGUUUCACUAUGCCUGGAAUGAGUGUUUAUUAUAGAAUGACUAAAGUAGAGAUGAGAAUUAGACAGCUGCUCAUGGCGAUACAGAAGAUGUGUUUGAGAAAGCUUAUAGAAAGUUUCAUGAUGGCUGGUCAAGAAGUCAUUCACAGACUUGGGAAAACACACCACCUACCCAACCUUGGCAAGGGUCUAUUCAAAGACUUAAAGUGUUAGUUUGCCCAAAAAAUGAAAAUGUUGUCAUGAUUUACUUACCCUCAUUUCUUUACAGACUUUCUUGUCUCGUCUUCUCGUGUGAACAAGCUUCUCUCAUGCACUCAUGAAUGCACAAUCAAGAUUUUCACUGAAAAAUAACUUUACAUUUCAGAUUGUUUCUCACAAAAUGUAUCCUAUGCCUUUAGAAGACUUGGAAUAUGUUGCAGGAGUUGCAUUGACUACUUUUAUGAUACUUACGGGUCCUUUUUUUAAGUUUUAAAGUGAGUCACUAUCAGCUGGCAUCAUACUGAAAAGUCGGGCCGGAGCAGGACGCAACAGUCGGGUUUCGGAAGUAAUAAUCUCAUUCAUUUUCUCCAUGAGCUAAUUAACUUUUAACGAUAACUUACAAACCUUUAAAGGCAGAUCUACCAUGAGCUCCGAGGUUGUUAAUCAAUGGUACAUAUUUCUGUUGAAACCACCAGUCUGUGUUAUUUCAACUUGUUUAAAAAAAAAAUCAUGUUUAAUAGUGCAGUUUCGAGUGAAAAACUACACUACCCAUGAUCCUGCCAAUCAGAGAAUCCGUACACUCUCAAACUACUUAUGUAUUUGUAUAUAUUUGAAUAUUUUGCAGUACAUUUAAAAUAUAUUGUUUCUAUACUUAUAACCAACAACUUGAAAUCAAUAGUUUUAUAUUUUUAAUUUGAUGGUCAUUCGCAAUGCUCCAUGUGAUUGUAGUUCAUUCCUUAUUAAAGAUGUUAAGUACAUAGCUUUUGUGUUUUUGCCCAUUUUUCAAAUACUUUUUUGCUUCAAAUCAAAGUUUAUAUUGUUGUGAUUCACCUUGGAGCUGGUUGGUGUGGGUCAUGGCUUAGAACUCUUUUAAGAAGAAUUUUUAUGAAAUCCCUACUGAAGAAAUGAAUGGGAAAAAAUACUUCCGGAACCAAGACGGCUGAAAAAGUGGGCAGGCAUUGUUGCGUGCUAUAUUCAUUAAAUUUGUUCCUCUUGUGUUACUCAUAAGAGUGUAAUUACAAGAGUGGGUCACCCUACAACAUGAGAGUGAGUAAAUUAUGACAGCGUUUUCAUUUUUGGAUGAACUAUUCCUUUAAAGCUGCAGUGUGUAAUUUCUACAGAGGUACUCUGUAUGCAUUUAUUAGCGAUUAACCUAUGGAUUGCUUACUUAUAGUUGUCUUACCUAUUAAGAUGUGAUAGAUAGAUUUUUAACUUAGAAAAAAUUGUACACUGCAGCUUUAAAAGAAUGUUUCUGGUUCAAAACAACUUGGGUCUAUUGUCAGCAUCUGUGACCCGGUGACAGUUACCACAGAAAAUAGUUUGAAUAGUCCCUCAGUUUGAAAAAAACAAAAAUCAUGUUUACAGUAAUGCACUUGCAGUGCAAGUCUAUGGGGCAAGACAUUCCGGAGGGUUGAAAAACAGAAAUGUGAAACGCGCAUUUUUUUUAAAGGACUUAUAUUAAGACUUCUGUUGAAAAGGUGCGUUUUUUGAGCUCUAAAGGUGUCAUUCUUGAGACUACGUUUCUAGGUGGAGAAACUUCUGGUUAUGCAUUUCGGAUGUAAUUGUUGUGGAUUGAAUUUGCACCAUGUAAUCAGUACUUUGUGGAUCGAUACGUCACAUCCCUUUCUGGCAUUUUGUGCAUACUCUGCAAAAGUUACUGAGUUUAGAUUGACACAACAAGAGUUGAAUAUGCUGCAAGGUAGAGUUCGAAAAUAUAAUAUGUUUAACUCUUGGGGCAAUAGAGUUUAUAUUUUAAUGUUUAUCCCAAUGAAAUUACUGUAUAUACAAUCUUUGCUUGAUUUUACGAAACCAUUUUCUGUGGUUAUCGACAGUGAUGGAUGCAUUUGAUAGAGCUUGAGUUGUAUUGAACCUUGAGCAUUGCUUUAAACAAUUAAUAGAACAAAAUAGUUUUUAGUAUUUGUCAAUAUUUUUUUUGCGUAUUAGGAGACCAAAUAAUAUAGACUAUAGAAAAUAUGGACCAUAUUUUGAUCAAAUAAAUUUUGAUUGUAAUACAUCAACGCAGUUCACCAUGUCAUUCGAUUUUAGAGGUCCUAUGCUAGGUUUACAAGUUAACUGACCAAAGAGUAAAAAUAGCCAAACCAAACCAGCAAUACCUAACAGGCAAUAACUGUCCUAAUGUCUAAAUUCACAUCAAAUAUCACAAAAGAACUGGUUUUAUUAUGAACCUGUAAGGUAGUUCUUUCUAAAAUCUUUUUUAUUUUUACUCACCCUCGUGUUUUUCAUUGCUCUAAGCUGUGGAAAUUAUAGUACUUUUAAAAUAACAGCUUUCAAACCUGACACCGUAAAUAGUUGAUUUAAGCUAUCUUUCAUUCAUCUUUCAGUACAUGCAUUACAGAAGCAUUGCUUGGUCAUUUUCUGACCCUAUUCUGCAUUUCCUCUGUUUUUGAAAAGUCGUGAAUGUUUUACUUUGUGGCUUAACACUACCACAAUAUUCAGAUCCGUAUCAAGCAAAUUAAUUCCCAAAUUACUUUGCAAUAUGUUGUGCUCAUACAUAAUUGGGUGAAUGUCAAAAACACAUCUAGGUUACAUUUUAUCCCAAAAUCCAAAGAAAAAAAGCAUGGGAAAAAAAAUAUUUUGCAUGGGAAAAAAAAAAUUUGUUUUAGGACUUUUUAGAUCUAGAUGAUUACAUUUUUGCAUUGUGAUAUUAUUUAACAAUUAAGCACAUUUAGUUUUUUGUAAUACUAAAGUCAUUUUUGAAUAUCAACUCUCACUUAUUAGCAUUAUAACUGUAUAGUAAUGUUUUACUUUUUAAUGUAAGACCUUUUCUACCCUUUUAUUAAAAUCAUAUCAUAAUAACUACUAAAUACUAAUUUAAAUAAUAUAUGUUUUAUAUAUAUAUAUAUAUAUAUAUAUAUAUAUAUAUAUAUAUAUAUAUAUAUAUAUAUAUAUAUAUAUAUAUAUAUAUUACAGUAAUGAGAAUGAGGAUGUUUGCAUUACGGUAGUGAAAAUGAGUUGUCAUAAAAAUAAUGUAAUGCACAAAUAUUAAUGGUUCAAAAAAUAGGCUUCUUUCAGCAAAAUAUUACUGCAUAUUUUUGUUCUGUUGAUUUUGGUGUGCAGAUAUGACUCUCGACAGGUUUCGUGAGAUUCACCCAAUUAAGCUUUGAUCUGAAGUCACAAAUCUGAUCAAUGUCCGUCAAUUAAUCAAAAAUAACCAACUUCUUUGCUCUCUCCUUCUUGUCUGCUUUGCUGAAGAAUUCGACCCCUGCAACGUUCUGUUCCAGUAAAUUCCUUCUCAUCCAAUCUUUAUUGGUCUUCCUUUAUUUGUAUUUUUGUAAAAAGCCUUGAUACCACAAUGAACUGUUUCACACUCCUCUCUGUGGGAUAACAAUAGUUCUAGACUCUAUAUAAAUAUAUAUUUUUUUAACAUGAUAUGAAAGCGUGAACUGUACCUGUGUAUCACUACCUCGCAUUGCAUUGUGGACUAUGUGUUCCAGGUGGACUGAUUUUGGAUCUGACGGAGGUGAGGCAGCAUUGAAAGAUGGAGUUAGACAAUCAGUUACUAAAUUACAUGUGUCGUUGGCAUGCAUGUCUACUAAUAAGUGAUGUGCUAAAUUCAAUCAGCAGAGUAUUGUUUAAAUGACUAUGCUGCUUCCGCAAAUGACACAGAAUGUCCUUUUGUAAUUGUAAAACACUUGUUUUUAUGCCAAUACGUUGUUUAUAACAUGGUUUUUAUUAUGUACAGAAAUUACAUUUUGUAUACCUGACUAUCAGAUAUAAAAAAAGCUGCAUUGUCUGGUAGUAAAUCGCUUAUUCCAAACGUGGUGCUCUACGGGCCCUAUUGACAAAGUAAAUCUUAAAGAUAUUUGUGCAUGUUUUGGUUUGGUACUGUGCUGUAUAUGGACUGAAAUGGCCGGAGGGAGGAAAAACUGAUCCUCGAACAGUGCUUUGGACUUUUAGAUGCUUUGUGCAUAUAGGCCCUUAUCUGCAGCACAGCCUGAAAGCACAUCUCAUGAAAGUAAUGCUUUAGAUUGGCAAAUGUACACUGUCUAAGGUCCCUUGAUGUUCAGCUGAUGAAUGUAUUUCUUCUCUCUCUAGACUGUUGUUACUAUGACAGAUGAGAGCACUGUAAACCCCUGGGCUUUACCCUCAGCUAGUUUAACCACUCCACCACGGCUUUCUGAUCAAACGCAUGUUACUUUCCAUGUAGCAUUAUGCAUAUUAAAUUAUAUCAACUGUAUAUUUGAUCUUUUUUAGGGAAAAAAAUAAAUAAAGUUAAUGUUUCAAGAA